Messenger RNA from Ochotona curzoniae (black-lipped pika), 2628 nucleotides. RefSeq names its product transmembrane channel like 1 (gene TMC1). The transcript is spliced from 21 exons. Gene Ontology annotation, molecular function: mechanosensitive monoatomic ion channel activity. The record is from RefSeq and is a predicted model, not a curated record. Lineage: Eukaryota; Metazoa; Chordata; Mammalia; Lagomorpha; Ochotonidae. Gene Ontology annotation, biological process: detection of mechanical stimulus involved in sensory perception of sound; vestibular reflex. Gene Ontology annotation, cellular component: plasma membrane. The coding region runs from base 1 to 2451 and encodes 816 amino acids.
AUGAACCAUCGCAAGGCUACUGAUGAAAAAGAGAACGGGGCCCGGAGCGGUGGCGUCAGUGGGGAAGGGCAGAGACAACAGUGCUCGGAGAAGCCACCGCUGCUCAGGGGACUCCUGACACUGCUGUUCUGCUGGCUAUCACGGCCUCUCUUCCGCAAGCUGGGGCCUUGGGACCGCGAGAAUGAAGUGCAGAUCCAAGUGGAGGAGAAAGAUGAUACUGAAGAAAGUUCGAGUGGGGAAGAAGAGGAGGAAGACAAACUACCUAGAAGAGAGAGCCUAAGACCAAAAAGGAAACGGAAAAGAGAUGUCAUCAGUGAAGAUGACCCAGUGCCUGAACCGGAAGAUGAAGAAACGCGGAAGGCCAGGGAGAAGGAACGGAGGAGGCGGCUGCGGAGAGGAGCGGAAGAAGAAGAGGAAAUUGAUGAAGCAGAGUUGGAGAGACUGAAGGCCGAGUUAGACGAGAAGAGACAGAUGAUUGCCACGGUCAAAUGCAAACCUUGGAAGAUGGAAAAGAAAAUUGAAGUUCUUAAGGAAGCAAAAAAAUUUGUGAGUGAAAAUGAAGGCGCCCUUGGGAAAGGAAAAGGAAAACGGUGGUUUGCGUUUAAGAUGAUGAUGGCCAAGAAAUGGGCAAAAUUUCUUCGCGACUUUGAGAACUUCAAAGCUGCUUGUGUGCCAUGGGAAAAUAAAAUAAAGGCAAUCGAAAGCCAGUUCGGCUCUUCCGUGGCCUCCUAUUUCCUCUUCUUGAGAUGGAUGUACGGAGUAAACAUGGUUCUCUUUAUCCUGACCUUCAGCCUCAUCAUAUUGCCAGAGUACCUUUGGGGUUUGCCAUAUGGCAGUUUACCCAGGAAAACGGUACCCAGGGCUGAAGAGGCGUCGGCAGCCAACUUCGGCGUGCUGUAUGAUUUCAACGGCUUGGCACAGUAUUCUGUCCUCUUUUACGGCUACUACGACAAUAAGAGAACCAUUGGAUGGCUGAACUUCAGGUUGCCGCUCUCCUAUUUUCUGGUGGGGAUUAUGUGCAUUGGCUACAGCUUUGUGGUUGUCCUCAAAGCGAUGACCAAAAAUAUUGGUGAUGAUGGAGGAGGUGAUGACAACACCUUCAACUUCAGCUGGAAGGUUUUCUGUAGCUGGGAUUACCUGAUCGGCAAUCCGGAAACAGCAGACAACAAAUUUAAUUCAAUCACAAUGAACUUUAAGGAAGCCAUCACAGAGGAAAGAGCUGCUCAAGUAGAAGAAAACGUGCACUUGAUCAGAUUCCUGAGGUUUCUUGCUAACUUCUUUGUGUUCCUGACACUGGGCGCAAGUGGAUACCUCAUCUUCUGGGCCGUGAAGAGAUCCCAGGAAUUUGCGCAGCAGGACCCUGACACCCUUGGGUGGUGGGAAAAAAAUGAAAUGAACAUGGUGAUGUCCCUGCUGGGGAUGUUCUGCCCGACGCUGUUUGACCUGUUCGCUGAACUGGAAGACUACCACCCUCUCAUUGCUCUCAAGUGGCUACUCGGACGGAUUUUUGCUCUUCUUUUAGGCAACUUGUAUGUAUUUAUUCUUGCCUUGAUGGAUGAGAUUAACAACAAGAUUGAGGAGGAGAAGCUGGUAAAGGCCAAUAUCACCCUGUGGGAAGCCAACAUGAUCAAGGCCUACAACGCGUCUCUCUCUGGGAACAGCACUGGACUCCCCUUUUUUGUUCACCCUGCUGAUGUACCUCGGGGACCCUGCUGGGAAACAAUGGUGGGCCAGGAAUUCGUGCGGCUCACGGUUUCUGAUGUUCUAACCACUUACGUCACCAUCCUCAUCGGGGACUUCCUAAGGGCAUGUUUUGUGAGGUUUUGCAAUUAUUGCUGGUGCUGGGACUUGGAAUAUGGAUAUCCUUCCUACACGGAAUUUGACAUCAGUGGCAAUGUCCUGGCGCUGAUCUUCAACCAAGGCAUGAUCUGGAUGGGGUCGUUCUUUGCUCCGAGUCUCCCGGGCAUCAACAUCCUUCGUCUGCACACGUCCAUGUACUUCCAGUGCUGGGCCGUGAUGUGCUGCAACGUCCCCGAGGCCAGAGUCUUCAAGGCGAGUCGCUCCAACAACUUCUACCUGGGCAUGCUGCUGCUCAUCCUCUUCCUGUCCACCAUGCCGGUGUUGUACAUGAUUGUGUCCCUCCCGCCGUCCUUCGACUGUGGCCCUUUCAGUGGCAAAAAUCGGAUGUUCGAAGUCAUUGGCGAGACCCUGGAACAUGACUUUCCCAGCUGGAUGGCGAAGAUACUGAGGCAGCUCUCGAACCCCGGACUGGUCAUUGCUGUUGUGCUGGUGAUGGCUUUGACCAUCUAUUAUCUCAAUGCUACUGCCAAGGGCCAGAAGGCAGCAAACCUGGAUCUCAAAAAGAAGAUGAAAAUGCAAGCGCUGGAGAACAAGAUGCGGAACAAGAAGAUGGCGGCCGCCCGCGCAGCCGCAGCUGGUGGUGGCCAGUAACUCGCACAGAUAUCUGGACGGUUUCUUUCUGUUGAAGAAACAACCCCUUGUUCUACCCCAGACGGAUUAUCAAGGUCAUGUUCUUGCAUAAAAGCAUCAUCAGUCCCACGUGAACCAGGGGUCUCCACCUCUUCUCAAUUACAGAUCUGUUCCUGCGCCACUGCUUUUUGCCCUGCU